Molecule: messenger RNA, 417 nt
Organism: Trichomonas vaginalis G3
Lineage: Eukaryota; Parabasalia; Trichomonadida; Trichomonadidae
Exons: 1
Coding region: 1-417 (138 amino acids)
Source: RefSeq, a predicted model, not a curated record
AUGGGCUUCAAUGACUGGUACUCUAACUUUGGAUAUUCAAUGGGCUACUUUUGGGUCAAUUAUGUUAAACUUCCCUUAAAAAUUCCAAGUUUUAAUAUUCUUAUCUUUGUUAUAGCAAAUGUUAACUGCAAACACUUCAGAACACUCCUAUUCAUUCCAGAAUUACUUCUUUUAUACCAUGUUGAUAGAAUGCCAGAAGUUGUCAAAUUAAAAUCGAAACGCAGCCUGUUUUACUACUUCAAGACCAUUGGAUAUGUACAAGGAUUGUAUCUAACAGUCAAUGCAUUGGCUAAUUCAUAUGAUGAGUUUUUGGCCAUAAGAGAAUCAACUUUCUUUGUAUUUCCGAUGCUUUCAUUGGUCACUUUAGGCCUUGUUAAGUACUAUGGUCAAUCUAAUAAUAGAAGUUUAGAUGAUUGA